CGCCCGAGGCGCGAACUCCACCCAGCGCGCAACUUUUAACUUCCCCUGCUCACACGAGCUCCAGCCGAGCCGCGAAACGCACGACUGCUCUCCUCUCCUCGCGCGAACCGAAUCCCCCACCUCGCCCCCCACGUUCUCCGGGCGCAGUUGCUCGCUCGCGUGGGCGCGCGCGCGGCGGGCGGCGGGCGGCGACGCACGGACGGAGGCUUGCGGCGAGGGCAAAGCAGCUAGCGAGGCGUCGACCCGCGUCCGAUUGAUUCCCGGGCCGAUCGCAACCGACCGACCGAUCGAUCAGGCUCCUAUAUUCUUAGCCCGCGCCUCGGCCGGCCGGCCAUGGCAGUGGCGGCGGCGGCAGCGUCGGCGUCCUCCGUCGGCCCCGACCCGUCCUCGUCGUCCGUGGCGCACCGGCGCCGCCUCACCGACGUCGAGCGGCCGGACGACGGCGACGGCUGCGUCAGGCACCGCGGGGUCCGGGCGUUGUUCUCCGUCCGGAGGAGCUACGGCAAGAGGGCGUCGUCCGUGGUCGACCAGGCGUGGGUGCGCAACGCGGUGGCGUCGCUGCUGGGCCUCCUCGUCCUCGUCGGGCUCCUCGGCUCGCACCGGGCCGUCAGCGGCGGCGGCGGCGGCGACGGCGACGGCGGGAGGCUGCUGCGGAGGGUGGACGGGGAGGCGCUGGGCUGGCGGGAGGAGAACCUGACGGCCCUCGCCCGCCGGUCGCCCGACACGCCGAUUCCCAAUAUAUGGACGAUGCCGGCUAGCGAGGGUUACAGCAAAUGCAUCGAACGCCCGAGAAACCACCACAGAACAAACAAUGCAACAGCUGGUUAUAUAAUGGUUGAUGCCAAUGGUGGACUGAACCAGAUGAGAAUGGGAAUAAGCGAUAUGGUUGCAGUUGCUAAGCUCAUGAAUGCGACACUAGUAAUCCCUACACUGGAUCACAGAUCAUUUUGGACCGAUCCAAGUGAUUUCGAAGAUAUAUUUGAUGUGGAGCAUUUCAAGAAAACUCUAGAGAAUGAUAUUGUGAUUGUGGACUCCUUGCCACCAGCUUACAGAAGGUCGAAACUCUAUAUGAGGGCACCAUCUUCCUGGUCCAGGGCUUCUUACUACAGAGCUUUCACGAGGACACUAAAGAAGGUCAAAGUUGUUAAAUUCACACAUACAGAUUCACGAAUUGUCAACAACGGUCUUGCUCCUCAUAUCCAACAACUCCGCUGCCGAACGAAUUACGAGGCACUAAAAUACAAGAAAGAAAUUGAAGAUCUAGGUAAUACUCUAGUUGAUAGACUGAGGAAUGGGUCCAACCAUUAUAUCGCACUUCAUUUAAGAUAUGAGAAGGACAUGCUCUCAUUUACUGGCUGCAGCCAUAAUCUAACACGUCAGGAGGCAGAAGAGCUGAGAGAAAUGAGACUCAAGGUGCGGCACUGGAAAGAAAAGGAAAUUAACAGCAAGGAGAGGCGACUUCAAGGAGGCUGCCCUAUGACUCCUCGUGAAGCAGCUCUUUUUCUUAAAGCUAUGGGCUAUCCUUCCACGACAAAUAUCUACAUUGUAGCAGGUGAAAUAUAUGGUGGGCAUAGCAUGGACGAAUUAAAGGCCGCAUAUCCAAAUGUCUACACACAUUAUAGUCUAGCAACAGUAGAUGAAUUAGAGCCCCUCAAGCCGUACCAAAACAGAUUAGCUGCAGUGGACUACAAUGUAGCCCUCCACAGUGAUGUUUUUGUGUAUACAUAUGACGGAAAUAUGGCCAAAGCAGUACAGGGUCAUAGAAGAUUUGAAGGAUUCCGGACAACCAUUAACCCUGACAGGCAGAAGCUUGUGGAGCUCAUUGACAAGCUUGAUGAGGGUACAAUUACUUGGAAUGACUUUCAAAGCAAAGUGAAAACACAUCAUGAAAACAGACUUGGAGGUCCAUAUCAGAGGUUGUCUGGUCACAGUCCCAGGCAAGAGGAGCAUUUUUAUGCAAAUCCUCUCCCAGGGUGCUUGUGCAAAAAAACACAAAGGAUUUAGCGACGUGGACUUACUCUAAAGAGGUGGGGACUGGGGAUAUUUCAGCCCUCUUCGCUGCAUGUGAGAUGUGAAAUGGAAAUAGGUAGACGUCUCUUAGGAUGAUUGAGAUAAACCAAAUAGUGCAACUCCUAGUAAUCUGACAGCAACAUACCACAGAUUAUUUUCCAGACUAUGUAUGCAAUACUCGUUCUUGCAUAUGGAGGUGGCAAAGAGAGGUUCACUAAUUGUCCUCCGAGAAGUGCAUUUUCAACAAAUUGGUUAUUCAAGUGUAGCGAUGGAUUGGAAGACAAAGAGAUUUCGAGUAGUUUCAGAGGACAUAUGUACAACAGAGGAUAGGAUUAGCAAGACAAAAGACUUCCGAUACAUGUUUGUACUUCGUUUAUACUGUGAAUGUACAGUCUUUGCUCUCUUUUUUAAAAUUUUCUAUUCAUUUAGGAAGUAUCGACUUUAUUCAGGAUAGAUUUGUGUAUAUGCAAUAUUUAUCAGCUACAGACCAAGUUGUAACCGGCAAGUGAUGAAUAAUAAUAAGAAGAAAAUAACCUUGUUCA
Molecule: messenger RNA, 2552 nt
Organism: Triticum dicoccoides
Lineage: Eukaryota; Viridiplantae; Streptophyta; Magnoliopsida; Poales; Poaceae
Product: O-fucosyltransferase 19-like
Exons: 8
Coding region: 334-2004 (556 amino acids)
Cellular component (GO): cytoplasm
Source: RefSeq, a predicted model, not a curated record